CCGCUCCAUUUUGCUCUUCACGCAAGCACCUCACACAUUCCAACAUCACACAACCUUGCGUCAAUUUCGCGAAAACCCGGCACCCUCAAAUUCAUCGCUCCCUUCCGGCCUAAGAAACAUUUUUUGCUGUUGAUUUCUUCUUCCUCCUUCCGCAAUGGCGGUUCGUCGCUCCGCACGCCUCAGGAGCCUUCAGCCUGUCGAGGACACUCCAGAGCAGCCCAGUAACGCUAGCAACAAGCGAUCAAAACCUAAUCACAACAACAAAACACCGCAGAAGAACCUCGAGCCCGUGAUCGAGCGCGAAGAACCUACCCUUCCCAACCCUCACCGCACCCCCACCUCAGCCGUCAAGAUGCGCACUCCCAAGAGCACACACUUCCAGAAAUCCUCCCCCACUAAGACUCCGACCACCUCCAUAACACGCCCAACUCACAACGAAAUGCACCCGAGCAAAGUCCACCAGAGCACAACCAAGCAGCCCGACUCGGGCCUGAUCCUCGGAUUCGGCCCGGUCAAGAAAGACGCCCAGGGCAAUGUUGUAAAGGAGACUCCCGCCCAAAACACGCCGAGCAAAACAAACGCGUCGCCUUCGUCCGCGUAUUACGGCACACCCGCGUUCGAGUUCAAGUUUUCGUCCGAAGAUUCCCAACUCAGCGAUGAAGCGAAGAAGCUCAUGGAGAGCCUGCGUGAUGAUGUCGCCCGGUGCAGGGCACAGAUGGUCAAGGGGAAGACCGUGUCUACCGCUGUGCAAAACAUCGAACGCAAAAUCGCGAAGCCCAAGGGUAAAACUAGCAGAUUCUCGGACGUGCACAUGGCCCAAUUCAAAAAGAUGGAUUCUAUCGCCAAUCAUCCGUCCGCGUUCCGUGCUACACCUGAUCGGUUCAAGCCGGUAGACAAGACCCUCAAGAGAACUAACUCCAAGGCGCGUUUGAAUGAGGCUGCAAGCUCUUCGCCUUCUAAAGCUGCGGACGAAUCUGCUCCGGAAACUCCUGCGGCGAAGCGUGUCAAGCACGAUAAGCCUGAGGUCUCCUCUGCAAAUCGUCCCCGAUCGGCUAGGCCAGCUGCGUCUCGUCCCAGGUCUAGCAUCCGCAGCUCCCUGCUCACACCGACUCGUGCUUCUUUGGCCCGUGCGUCUGUCAGCUUGAAGCCCAGUCGCACUAGCAUGAUUCCUUCUCUCGGUCGAUCUCCUCUAUCUAAACAGAUUGAUGCUCCAAGCACUCCUCGCACGGAAUUCAACCCACGCUUUAAGAGCAGCAUUCCCACCUUGAGCAAUCUUAAAUCAAUUCUCCGCCGUCGCGAACCUUUGUUCUCGAAGGACCCCUCCAAGAUUGCUGCUGGCACACACCAGGCAGCUCCCGACUUCACUCCCGAUCUUCUGCUACGGCCAUCUCGCGAGAGCUCGCCCUCUGGAACACCCUCUCCCAAGAAGCGGGUCGAGUUCACCCCUUUCGCCAAGCCUCGCGACACCGAGGAGAUCCUCUCCCCUUCACCCUCCAAGAUCCCUACCACCACUUUCACAUUCUCAACCACAUCCGACGUGGUCUAUCCCACUUUGCCGACGCUGACCCCCGAGCGUGGCAGCGCUCACAAACCCACACCUGUGCGGCCGGUUCGUCCCUCAGAGGUGCCCGUUGAAGCCACCCUCCCCGAAGUCCCCGGCAUGCCCCACGGUAUUAGCCACAAGAAGAGACAUCGGGCUACCGAGGACGACGCCGACCGUGAAAACGUCCCACCUGCCGAUGAGUCUGCGAAUGAACGCAGCGUAAAGCGUGUCAAGAUCAGCUCGCCCUCGCCAACCAAGGUGAUUGCUUCCAGCCCACUCAAGUCUCGUUCGCGCACUCCUCUCCGAUCCACCUCUGGCAGUCGCACCGGAACCCCAGCCAGUGCCCGCGCCAAGUCCCGCAUGCUCAGCAUGAGCAGACUCAACCUGCUAGCCCAGCCCAAGAGCCGGCCUUGAAGGAUCACUGAACAUAACGAUUGCAUUUACAGCGUUCAGGAUUAGCAUGUACCUUGCCGAGUCGGUUCAGGUGUGCGCCCAAGCCGCCUUGUGUAUUUAUUACUUCUUGAUUUGAUACCUUGGUCCCGUUGUGGCCUUGCUUCUUGUUGAUUCUUCAGGCGCUUGGAGCAUCCGGUCUGGUAGCCAGGAUUGGUGGCGUUUUCUUUUUCUUCUAUCUGUCAGAGUAUUGAAAUUGCCGGAUUGCCUUCUAAUAUGAACAUAACGCUUUUCGAGACUUGACCUCUAUAAAUACGGCGAGGCAGAUGUCACGCCCUCGUACAUUUCGAUCCCGAAUAGCAAUACCUAAAGCACGGCGUUCCCGUCAUGCCAUGUGGACCUGCUACUUGUUACCAUUCAACCCUACCGUCGGCUUCCUGCAGAUUGAACGGUCUAUGAGAACCCGCUCAACACUCGCGCUCACUCAGCGUUGGACCCGUGACCGAUGAUCCCCAACUGUCGAGUUCCAAAGAUAAUAUCCCUCCCUGACUCCUUGGCCUGCCACGGUAGCCAUCAUGAUGCACUCAGCCCUGACUACCCGCUCUCGUUACCUCCGCGUCCGAGGCUCGGAGCCAAGAGGGUCGCUUGCACGCUCCACCACGCCUUAUCGACCGUGCGGGGAGGCCAUCCAAGACGAGGGCCCUGAAUCGGGGCUUCUGGGUGGAGGAAGAGAGACGGAGCGAAACAGCCUGCAGCACUCGUCCUAGUAGGUCCACGUUGGAAACUGUUUUGUGGAUAGAUGGGCCCGUUCGGAACGACGGAACACCUUCCUGAAUCGGACUCCGCAACUCCGAGCUGUUGUAUGAUGUAGUGGGGUUUUUGGAGACGUCAUAGAAGCUGCUUCAAGUCCAUUCUUGUUCCACGUGUUCUGACUUUAAUCUUUCAGAGCCGCCGUUGACUUGCUUUUUUAGCAUAUGGCUUCAAUUGAAGCCCGUGCGAUUCAACCCUAAUCAAUUGCGAAUAUGGCGAUCCCGCAAACCAUGAAGGCAUUGCGCCUGGUCAAGGUGCGUUGAAUGAAGCCGUGUACUUAUCCUACUGCAUGAGCCUAAUAAAUCACAGUAUGGAGAGCCUUACAAGCUACAAGAAAUCCCCACCCCCACAAUCACAGAUAACGACCUAUUGAUCAAAGUCGGGGCCGCCGGCUUCUGCCACACAGACUACCAAGUCUACAAGGGGACAUACCAAUCCCCCUGCCCGCUAACAGGCUCGCACGAGCCCGCCGGAACAAUUGUCGACGUCGGCAAAACCGCCGCGGCGUCCGGAUGGAAGAGAGGGCAGCGGAUCGGGAUGCUGAAUUUCCGGCACGCGUGUAAGGCUUGUGUCGGGUGUAGGGUUGUCCAGCAGGACACACAGCGUCCGGAUAUCCGCUUCUGCGAGAAGAAGGAUAUGGCGGGGGUUACUGCCGAUGGCGGGUUCGCCGAGUAUGUUGUUGCGGAUGCGGACACCACUGUUCUACUGCCUGAUGGGUUGGAGUUUGAGCAGGCGGCGCCGUUGAUGUGUGCUGGUGUGAGUUAGCUUCUUCUUCUUCUUCUUCUUCUC
Molecule: messenger RNA, 3532 nt
Organism: Aspergillus calidoustus
Lineage: Eukaryota; Fungi; Ascomycota; Eurotiomycetes; Eurotiales; Aspergillaceae
Source: the annotation of a GenBank genome assembly